This is a messenger RNA of Aureococcus anophagefferens, 2081 nucleotides long. RefSeq lists its product as hypothetical. Bases 1 to 2052 code for a protein of 683 amino acids. Gene Ontology annotation, cellular component: nucleotide-activated protein kinase complex; nucleus; cytoplasm. Gene Ontology annotation, biological process: signal transduction. The record is from RefSeq and is a predicted model, not a curated record. The transcript is spliced from 2 exons. Gene Ontology annotation, molecular function: protein kinase binding. NCBI's taxonomy places the organism in Eukaryota, Pelagophyceae, Pelagomonadales, Pelagomonadaceae.
AUGGCGCCGCCGCCGCUCAAGCGCCUGAGGCAGACCGGCGACCUGCGCCUCACGGCCGAGAUCGACUAUGCCAAGCUCCUCCACGCGGCCCAGGUCCUCGAGGAGUCUUCGAACUUCGCCUGCUGCCUCAGCGGCGACCGCGGGAGCGUCUGCGCCGGCUCGAGCGCGGGCGUCGUGACGACCUGGGACUUGAUGGCCGAGGGGCGGCCCGUCGCCGCGACCUGGGACGCGGGCGUCGGCGCGAUCUACGACAUGGCCGUAAACGGCGACGUCGUCGUCCUCGGCGGCGACCGCGGCCUCGGCGUCGCGGCCGCCCUCGACGUCGCCGGCGGCGGGCCGCCGGCGCGGCGCCUCGCGGCGGACGCGGCGCCCUUCCGCAACGGCGCGACGCCGCCGACGGCCGAGGUCAACGGCGUCGCGCUGGACGGCGGUGCGGCCUGGGCCGGCGGCGGCGACGGCUUCGUGCGACUUUGGGAUUUGGAAGCGGGCACAUGCACACAGUCGACGCGCGCGCACGGCGACAUGGUGCUCGGCGUCUGCCUCGCGCGCGAGGCCGGCGUGCUCUGCAGCGUCUCGGAGGACGGCACGGCCGCGUUCGUCGACGGCCGCGCGCCGGGCGUCGCGCGGCGCCUGCCCGCGGGCGCGACCGUCGCGGCCGCCGUCCGCGACGCGGACGCGGCGAGCCUGCCCGCCGGGGCCCGCGGCUGGUGCGGCGCCGUCCACGUGGACCCGACGGCGACCUGGGUCACCGUCGCCGGCGGCCUCGACGCCGACGCGGCCGCGCGCGCGCGCCGCGGCGCCGCGGCGCCGCCGCCGGGCGGCUGGCUCGCGACGCUCCACGCGCCGACGGGCGCCGUCGUCCGCGGCGGGGCGACGCCCGCGGCCGUGCGCUGCAUGAGCGCCGACGAGUCCACGCUCAUCACGGGCGGCGACGAGGCCGCGGUCUCCUUCUGGUCCCCGAACGCCGCGCAGGCCGGCUGCGCGCCGCGGCGCCGCCAGCGCGUCGACGUCCCCGCGGUCUACGCGCUCUGCGUCGCCCACGACCUCCCGGACCUCCUCGAGGACUGCGGCAUCGCGGACGACGACGACCUCGGCGCGGCCAGCGUCCUCUUCGCCGCGGGCGCCGCGCCCGUCGUCGACAUGGGCAACAACUGGACGAAGGAGGACGGCGACUUCCAGCCCAUCGAGGGCGAGCGGGGGAACCGCAAGUACCAGCGCGAGGGCGUCGGCGUCGGCGAGCAGGCGCACCGCGACGGCGCGCCGGGCCGCGACUACCGGAGCCCCGGCGUGGGCGCGAGCCCCGGCGACUACCGGGGCCCCGGCGGCGGCCCCGGACGGCCGCCGCCGCCGCCGCCGGGCGCCGCGAGCGAGGCCGCGACGCCCACGGGCCUGCAGGCGCCGGGCCAGGUCUUCCCGGCCGGCGCCGGGGGCGCCAAGCCCAUGGACGUCGACGGCGGCGGUGGCGGCGCCGCGCCGCUCGACGACGACGACGACGAGGUGCCGACCGUCUUCCGCUGGGAGCACGGCGGCCGCGUCGUCUACGUGACGGGCACCUUCAACAACUGGGACAAGCAGAUCCCCAUGCACCGCAGCGGCAACGACUUCACCUACAUCCACAACCUGAAGAAGGGGAAGCACGCGUUCAAGUUCGUCGUCGACGACGAGUGGCGCUUCGCGCCCGACCAGCCGACCGUCGCGGACAUCGAGGGCCGCAUCAACAACUUCAUCGACGUGUCGGACUUCGACGCCUACACGGGCGACGAGAACUUCCUCCUGCGGCGGACCAAGUCCGUCGGCGGCGAGCUCUACACGCGCGAGAUCCCCGACCUCGACGAGUACACCAAGGACCCGCCGCCGCUGCCGCCCCACCUGCGCCACAUCAUCCUCAACAAGGCGCCGCCGUCCAACGACCCCAACGCGCUCCCCGUGCCCCAGCACGUCGCGCUGAACCACCUCUACUGCACGGCCAUCAAGGACGGCAUGAUGGUGCUCGGCGUCACGCUGCGCUACCGCCAGAAGGCCUGCACGACCGUCUACUACAGCUGCUCGUGACGGGGGAACCCCUUAAACGUACUCGGGAU